CUCUCUGUGGAUAGAUUGGAACUAGGAAUCAUUUCAUUAUUCACCUGGCUCUCUCUCUCAUGAUGUAUUGGAACUGGUAAUUAUCUCUCUUUAUUUCUCUCUCUCUCUCUAUUCAUCUUACAUGCUCUGUCAUGGUGGUGUUCAUACUCUAACAGGGCCAGCUGUGAUCUUCCUGCAUGGUUUCCCAGAGAUAUGGUAUUCAUGGCGCCAUCAAAUGGUGGCAUUAGCAGCUGCCGGCUUCCAUGCCAUUGCCCCUGACUGGCGAGGCUAUGGCCUCUCUGAUCAACCACCCCACCCCGAGAACGCGACAUACAUGGACCUCAUUGCAGAUCUCCUCGCCAUUCUCGACCUCCUUCAUAUACCAAAGGCGUUUGUUGUUGGUAAAGACUUUGGAGCCAUGCCUGCAUACCUGUUUGCAUUGAUGCACCCGGAAAGGGUCUCAGGGGUCAUAACGCUGGGCAUACCUUACAUGCUCCCUUCGCUUCGAAAGCACACUAACCAGCACUUGCCUAAGGGCUUCUACAUUCGACGCUGGCAGGAGCCAGGGCGUGCUGAAGCGGAUUUUGGACGUUUCGAUGUCCGGACCGUCAUAAGGAACAUUUAUAUACUCUUCUCAGGCAGUGAGCUUCCCAUUGCAGGUGAUGAUCAAGAGAUCAUGGACUUGGUGCACCCAUCAACUGUCCUUCCAAACUGGUUCAGUGAGGAAGAUCUAAAUGUCUAUGCUUCCCUUUAUGAAAAUUCGGGGUUCCGUUUUCCUUUGGAGGUCCCGUAUCGUUGCAUCAAAAGAUCAUUCAAGGAGGCGGACCAUUCAGCAGCAACAGACUUGAAGGUGAGAGUCCCAGCUUUGUUGGUCAUGGGUCGUAGAGACUAUUUCCUCAAAUUCCCAGGAAUAGAGGAUUACAUAAACAGCCCACUGUUGAAGGAGAACGUACCCGAUCUUAAAAUCGUGUUCAUGCCGGAAGGAACCCAUUUCGUCCAGGAGCAGUUGCCCGAAGAGAUCAAUCAGCUCAUCAUUGACUUCCUCAAGAAGCAUACUGAAUAGAAGAGCUGAUAUGGGUUAUUUAUGUGUAGCAUGCUAAAAUCCAUGGAUUUCCCAUGGAUUAAUGAUAGCUUUUUCCUAGAGUGCAACAAUGAAUGUUAAAUGAGUUCUUCAACUUUGGAUGAAGAGAUUAAAAAUACUGCCUUGUUGGCCAUGUGUCCCCUUACUAUGGUAUUUUGUAUAUGCAAAAUCUAUUUUAAAUGGAUUGGAUGUCCAAAUAUGUAGAUCAAAAGCCAGCAAUGAAUUAAGAUUUUAAUUAA
Molecule: messenger RNA, 1299 nt
Organism: Amborella trichopoda
Lineage: Eukaryota; Viridiplantae; Streptophyta; Magnoliopsida; Amborellales; Amborellaceae
Source: RefSeq, a predicted model, not a curated record